GAAACACAGCAACAGCGUCAGUAGUGCGCAAGUGAGUGCAAGCUGCGGGAUCAGUGAGAGGAACGAGCUGUUCGUACGUGUUCAGUCUGAUUUACUCGAUCAAAUUUCAACCAAACUCUCGACCCCUUCUUAAGAUAACUUGAUCAAUGCCGCCAAAGUGCAAAUCACAGUCUUGAUCGCAGAGCGUACAACAUUAAACUGCAUUGCUGAUACGCGCCACUGAUGGCGAUAGCUGAGUUCGCAGAUAGCAGCAAAUGGUGGAACGUAGUUACAGAGAUAAAAAGGAAUUGGAUUACAAUCAGAUUAUUAGAUAAAGCAAUCGAUAGAAUAGUUUUAUCGCAAUCUGGCCAUAGGGGAUAACACUUAACACGACAGCAUAACACGAUAACGUUAGGAAAGUGCACAAGCAGACGCAUGGCAUCUGCUGUAGUGAGUUGCAUUUGUAGAGAAAUAGCUGAAUAUCGUGUUACACACGACACACCAGAGGAAUGUCUUAACUAUGAGGUAAACCGACUACGAACAUUUCCGUUGUGGACAGUUCCUUACAUCUACCCAGAGGAACUAGCUCGUUGGGGCUUCUUCUACACCGGGUACCGGGAUUGUGUGCGCUGCUACUUUUGCCGCAUCGAGCUUGGAGGAUGGGACGAGCACGACGUCGUGAUAGAGGAACACUUGAAAUGGUCACCCCACUGCAGACUGAUGACCAAACGGCCAACAAACAAUGUGCCUAUUGAUCCAGACUUUCUCGAUCAGUUAGGGGAGAUCGUGCCCGAUACAACGGGCACAGGAAGCACGAGUGCAAGGUCCGCGGCAGCAACAACAGCGGUGGCGGUGGCGGUGGAAUCGAAUAGGCUCAAUCGCCAGAACGAACUGGAAAGGCAGUCACAAAGGACGCAAAAUGAUACGAUACCCUUCUAUAGACAGAAGUACCCGGAGUACCGAAUAGGGGGCGAUCGGCUAGCGACCUUUAAGGAGUGGCCCAAAUCAAUACCACAAACACCCACGCAGAUGGCUGAUGCGGGAUUUUUCUACACCGGCAAGAGUGAUGUGGUGGCGUGCUAUUACUGCGGUGGCAACCUGCGGGACUGGCUGGCCGAGGAUGACCCGUGGGUGGAGCAUGUGAGGAACUUUAGCGAAUGCCCGUACGUGAAGCUAGUGAAGACGCCCGAGUUCAUUGCGGAAUGCCGGGGAGAGAAGGUCACAAACAGUGCGCUCACAGCCGGUCCGGAGCAUUCUGGACAUGGUAAUGUGAGCAAGGAUAAAGAGCAGGACGAAGUGUCGGAUGAAAAGUGUUGCAAAAUUUGUUUCACUCGACCAUUUGAUACGGUUUUCAUUCCGUGCGGACACGUCGUGGCAUGUGGCAAGUGUGCCGCCUCUACUACCAAGUGUCCGAUGUGCAAUGAGUCGUAUACUAGUGUUCAACGCAUAUUCCUUUCUUAGAGGAUGUAGGAUUUUGCAACUUAUCCUAACAGGUCGUGCGACACUUGUACUGUUUGUAGUGAGUCAAUAUCAUGAGUUCCGUAGUAGCGGAACAUAUGUUUAAUUGAAUCAUGAGGAAACGUUCAUGUGUCGAGUGGUCUUGAGUUAAAUCGCCAAAUCCUUUAUUAUUUUAGAUUUUUAUUUGUUUUGCGUUAGUUGCCGUUUCGCUAAUAUCAUUUGUAAGUAUUCCUGAGGUAUUUGGUUUUGUGAUAAAUCGAAUGUUCUAGUUGAAAUCAACUGAUUCUUUUCAGUGUCCCGAGUAUAACUAGAGCCUCGCGAAUCUGAUACACUGAGACUGACGGGUCGAGUACGGGCUUUGAACGACGAAAACGGCGCUCCACUGCGAUCGAUCCCAUGAUCAAGGGACACUUUUACGAUUAUCAUGCCGUGUGUUUUAUCAUUGCUGUGGCAUACUGCUUAAAAGUGUUGACGAUACUUGGUAUUACAGAACACAAUUCCAUGUCUGGGGCGUGUGCCAUUCUCGGGUUCACGGGUUGACAAAUGGCGAAUGUAUGUCGCAUUCAUGGACUAAUGUUCCGCAGUUCCGUCUAUCAUCACCGUUUUCAAACAUCGUGCCGCAGUCAUGGAAUUGACUCAUAACGCAUUGACUCAUCAGCAGUGUCCCGCGAUCUGGAGACGAAUUUGAACAUCAUGUAGGGAGCCAAGCAAUAUAUAAAUAACUAGCUGGCCCGACAAACUGAGUCAUUCCAAAAACAUUCAUUCCAAACUAAAAUAUUCCAUUAUUGCUUUGUUACUUGGGAUAGUUGUAUCGUGCCCGUAUCCCCUCAGGAUUAGAUCAUCAAGUGUAAACCGUCAGGCACCUUACCCCAAAUGUUAAAGUUCUGUAUACAACACAACAACAAUCCUGCUCUUUGUAUGGGAGUUAGAAAAUCAUUAUUAAAUUAAAUUUAGUGUAACAUCUGAACGAUUUUUAAGUCUUAAAACCUAUUCUCAUACCACCAUAAGCUGUGUGUGUGCAAAGUUUCGUUGAAAAUGAUCCAGCCGUUUCGGAGGUUGCUCGCAACAAACACCGUGACACGAGAUUUUUAUAUAUAAAUACAGUAGAACGUCGAUUAUCUGGGCAGCUCGGGACCGGGCGGAUGUCGGUUAAUCGAUUUCCACGGAUAAUGGUCAAAGAAAUUUUAAAUUCAUGUAAAUGUUUUAAAAUUCACUGGUUUUACUAGAAAUUUACAUCAAAAUAAUCGAUUAAUCACUAGCAGAAUAUUUUUUGAAUCAAUAACAAUAGAUUUAAAAUUGUCUUUUAUCAAAAAUGAAGUUUUAAAAUAUCACUAGACACUAAAUUGCUGCAUAACAAAUGUUUUUGCUAUCCGGAUCAUCGCAGAACAUGUUCACCAACUGUCAAAUUCAUGGGCACGAUUAAGCCGCCCACUGGUUAAUCCGUCCCCGAAAAAUAGACGUUCUUCUGUAAUAUAGAUUCGUAUAAAAUUUUUUGUAACGUAAUACGUAUGUAAUAAUACAACAAAAAUAAAAUAUGUCAGUUCAGCAUAAACUUUAAAUAUUACGGGGGUUUUCAGGGGUUCUCAUACUUCUGGGACACUUUCAUGACUCUUUCAUAUACGAAGUGAACUUUAGGUGUUGGGAAGUGGACUAUAUUGCAAUCUAGUUGGACAAGUACAAUCAGAAUUUACAAUAAUUUUGUCAUGCUCUCUCUCUCUCUCUCUCUCUCCGGUGUAUUAUUUUAAACCUUCCGGAAUUACUCCUGUAAUGUAACAGGGUCUUACAACGUUUUCAAGUCCAGCUAAACAGCUCAAUGUUAGCAAACAAUGUAAACAAUGCAAACAAAUUCUGAUUUGCUUUCUGAUUGAACAAUGCUCAUUCGCUUUUCCCAAUAUUAUCGUACGUUUAUAUUACCGAGAGUUCGAUUCUUUGAUAUUCAUUUUGUUGAAAUUAAAUUGUUUGGAUCUUCAUUUUAAUUGAUUUUUUUUCUAAUUUAAUAGUUGAUUAUGAACUUUAAAGGAUUCAAGAUAAAUUAAAGACAAAUAAAGUCUAACUAAUUUUGUAACUGAAGGCACUAACAAAAGUCUGAAACUCCAUACAGCAAACAGGAUCGAAAAUUUGCUUGGCGUCAAUAUUUCAGUUAGACGUCACAUGUUUACUUAUAGUCGAACAAUCUUUAAAAGCAGCUUAACAUUGUAUAUUAUGCUCGAAAACGGUGUAACAGCACAAUCUAGGACAGUAUCACAAUCUCAAUCAAUGACGGCGAGAAAGUAAUAAUAAACAAG
This is a messenger RNA of Anopheles gambiae (African malaria mosquito), 3722 nucleotides long. RefSeq names its product death-associated inhibitor of apoptosis 1. Bases 415 to 1440 code for a protein of 341 amino acids. The record is from RefSeq and is a predicted model, not a curated record. Lineage: Eukaryota; Metazoa; Arthropoda; Insecta; Diptera; Culicidae. The transcript has 2 exons. Gene Ontology annotation, biological process: negative regulation of apoptotic process; positive regulation of protein ubiquitination; regulation of cell cycle. Gene Ontology annotation, molecular function: ubiquitin protein ligase activity; cysteine-type endopeptidase inhibitor activity involved in apoptotic process. Gene Ontology annotation, cellular component: nucleus; cytoplasm.